Baudoinia panamericana UAMH 10762 is the source of this 2685-nucleotide messenger RNA. RefSeq lists its product as uncharacterized. Lineage: Eukaryota; Fungi; Ascomycota; Dothideomycetes; Mycosphaerellales; Teratosphaeriaceae. Gene Ontology annotation, molecular function: L-aspartate transmembrane transporter activity; L-glutamate transmembrane transporter activity; calcium ion binding. Bases 324 to 2471 code for a protein of 715 amino acids. The record is from RefSeq and is a predicted model, not a curated record. The transcript is spliced from 2 exons. Gene Ontology annotation, biological process: aspartate transmembrane transport; malate-aspartate shuttle; L-glutamate transmembrane transport.
CUCGGAUUCAACUCCAGUUCGAUGUCAAGACUGACGUGCAUAUAGACCAUCAAGCGUGGAAGCUGUAUCUCACCCUAUACAUUCGCUACCGAUCUCACGACUCAUAGUGCACACGAUCCCUCCGUACUCUCUCCGCACCUCAACGGUGCAUUUGCGGAGAGUUUCCCCCCUGGCCAUCCGUGCUUUGGCGCCGUUGCUGGCGCAAUAACGGUUCAGCGGAUCUGCGAAGCCUCCACUGCAGAAGGAUCACAUCAAUCUGGCACUCGGCGUGUUCUUGACCUAUCCAUUCAGGUGAGGCAUUGCAGUGCCACAAGGCCGCCGUCAUGGCGAGAGUAGCGACUGCGGUCAAGGAGUCGCUGGUUGGGACAGAGGAGGAACCCUCGCUGUCGAGAGAGACGAGGUCGGACUUCAUGCAGCAUGCGAUCAAAGAUGACGCCACCGAAGAGUACUACCUCGAUGAGAAGAGGUUCAUCGAUGCAAUAGCGCCAGAAGGCGAGGAUUAUCACAAGAUCAAGCGGGAACAGUAUUCCAUCCUCUUCGACAUCGCCGACCGCAGUCAUAAAGGUCGCAUAAGCCUACAAGACUGGUCUGUCUUUAAUAAUCUGCUCGCCAAACCCGACGCCGAAUAUGACAUCGCUUUCCGACUCUUCGCAGACCCAGGUACAGGCCACGUGGACUUCAACAGCUUCAAAGAUACAUACGCCCGCAACAAGACCAGCGACACAAUACCAUUCAACUGGGACAGCGAUUGGGCGACGCUAUAUCUUGGUGGGAAGAAGCACCGGCAUUCUAUGACCUACCCGCAGUUUGCGCAGAUGCUACGUGGGCUGCAAGGCGAGAGAGUGCGGCAAGCCUUCCUUCACUUCGAUAAGAACGGAGAUGGAUACAUAGAACCGGAGGACUUCCAGCGCAUCAUACAAGAGACGGCUGCGCACAAGCUGUCAGACCACCUUCUCACUAACCUACCAACACUGUGUAACAUCAGCCCUGGGUCAAAAAUCAGCUAUGCGAAUGUGCGCGCCUUCCAGAACGUGAUACGAGAGAUGGACCUGGUGGAGCUGGUGAUACGAAACGCGAUCGGCAAGAGUGGCGAUGGCAAGAUUACGAGAGUGGACUUCCUAAAUGAGGCAGCACGGAUAACGAGGUUCACGCUAUUCACACCGAUGGAGGCGGACAUCCUUUUCCACUUUGCGUCCUUAGACCAGCCGUCAGGAAGACUGGGACUAUCGGACUUUGCGCGGGUGCUGGAUGCGAGCUGGCACUCAAAUGGACGCGCUCACGACACAAGCCAGGUUGCCGGCGCAGCAGAGAAGGCUGUCGCAGGCUCGAAGACAUUCCUCCACGACCUGUUAAUAUCAGCGCACCAUUUCGGUCUCGGCUCGAUCGCCGGAGCGUUCGGUGCGUUCAUGGUGUAUCCGAUUGAUCUGGUGAAGACGCGCAUGCAGAACCAGCGAAGCUCCAGAGUAGGCCAGGUGCUGUAUAAGAACAGCAUUGACUGCUUCCAAAAAGUCAUCCGCAACGAAGGCUUUCGCGGCCUUUACUCUGGUGUCGUGCCGCAACUCGUGGGCGUGGCGCCGGAAAAGGCUAUCAAACUUACCGUCAAUGAUCUUGUACGAGGCAAGUUCACCGAUAGACAGACCGGCCAAAUCCCUCUCUGGGCGGAGAUCAUGGCAGGAGGAUCGGCAGGUGGCUGUCAAGUCAUCUUCACCAACCCACUCGAGAUCGUCAAGAUCCGACUGCAAGUGCAAGGUGAGGCGCUCAAGGCUGCCGCCCGAGAGGGCGAGGAACUCACGAAGCGCUCCGCUCUGUGGAUCGUCCGCCAUCUCGGCUUGGUCGGCCUCUACAAGGGCGCAUCGGCCUGCCUACUCCGCGAUGUCCCGUUCUCCGCCAUAUACUUUCCGACCUACUCCCACUUGAAGCGCGAUUUCUUCGGCGAGUCACCGGCCAAAAAGCUGGGUAUCCUGCAGCUACUCACUGCAGGUGCUAUAGCAGGUAUGCCAGCUGCUUACCUCACAACACCUUGCGAUGUGAUCAAGACGCGGCUACAGGUUGAAGCGCGGAAAGGCGACACAUCUUACACCGGCCUCCGAGAUGCGGCAACCAAGGUCUUCCGGGAAGAAGGAUUCAGCGCCUUUUUCAAAGGCGGUCUGGCGCGUGUGCUGAGGAGUUCGCCACAGUUCGGCUUCACGUUGGCCGGUUACGAACUUCUACAAGGGCUGCUACCGUUACCUGGGGAGCAGACCGCGGGGAAGGGGCUGGGACCGAGGGGUAGUAUCGAGCCAGCGACGGGCUUGCAGGAGGCCAAGGCCCCAUUGCCUUAUCUGCGGAGUCGAAAUGCGCUCAAGAUCAUUCUUGAUCUUGACUUGGGCUUUGGACGGCCGAGGUUGAAUGAGGGUUCGAGACGAUCGGGAUGGAUGCCCAGCGCGCUGGGGAUGAAGGGCGCUGCUGCUUCACCGUCACCGGAGGCCUAAGACGACUGGCCAUUGAGCUUGAUUUUUGUGGUAGGUGUUGGGCGUUUCUGCUGUGGAUCAUGCGACCAUAGAACAUGAUUACGGCAGUGUAUGCAUAGUAGCCAACGGCGGCUGUGGAAGCAUAGCGAGGCUUGGAUCUUUAAGGCCGCGCAAAGUAAAUGGGUCGAGAUGUAGCUGUAGAGUACUUUGUGAAAACACACUAGACCGUUACCAC